Molecule: messenger RNA, 862 nt
Organism: Alligator sinensis (Chinese alligator)
Lineage: Eukaryota; Metazoa; Chordata; Crocodylia; Alligatoridae
Gene: TOMM5
Product: translocase of outer mitochondrial membrane 5
Exons: 2
Coding region: 107-262 (51 amino acids)
Cellular component (GO): mitochondrial outer membrane translocase complex
Source: RefSeq, a predicted model, not a curated record
GGUGUCCGUAGCCGGUGGGCGGGGCCGUGCCUCAGCCCCGGAAGGAAGCUCCGCGCUGCUGAGCUGGAGUUGUGUGACCCGGCGCGAUUCCGCCGCCGCCAGCAGCAUGUUCCGCAUCGAGGGGCUGGGGCCCAAGAUGGACCCGGAGGAGCUGAAGCGGAAGAUGCGGCGCGAUGUGCUCACCUCAGUCCGCAACUUCCUCAUCUAUGUGGCGCUGCUGCGCGUCGCUCCUUACAUCUUAAAGAAGCUGGAUAGUAUAUGAAUACAGAAGAGCUGCAAAGAGGAGGCUGGGUACAUGAAAACACAAAAUGGACAGUGGUUGCUUUUCCCUUUUAAGAAGCAUGGUGCCAAGGUCAGACUUCACCUGUGGAAUGGAUCUGGAAAAUGAUUAUGUUAAACAUUUGACUUUGAGAACAGGAGCCUAGCUUGAAGUAUGGAAAAAUGGUUAUUGUCCUUGCAGCUGACUCAAGGUCACACAGUGCUCCUGUGUGUCUGCAUACAACUUUUUUUUUUUUUAUUUAAGUUUAUGUUGGUACCACUCAUACUGUAUGUUUAAAAAUUGUAUCGAACUCCAUAUUUUUUUUAGAAAGUGUUAAAUGUAAGCAAACUGUUCUGGAGCUACCUCUGAAAUAUCACAGCUGUGGCUGUCAAUCUUACUGAUCCUGUCUCCAUGUGAAGAUUAAAAUGGUUUGAACCCUGAAACUACUAAAACCACCGAGGAGAAGCUGUUAACUUGAAUCCAGUUCCUUAUGGAUUUUUGUUGUUGAAAUAAAAUGGAAGAACAAUUCUAUUAUUUCAGGCGCAGUCCAGUAGUGCUCUAUUUUUAAUAAAAUCAGUUCCAUAAAUGUCCUGGGAUCUUGUA